UAAUAAUAAUAUGAUAAUAAUAAAAUUAUAAACAGAAGUUGAAAGAGUAGUAGCAACGGUUGAUUAGUCUUCUUCCUUGUCCUAAACGACGACUUCAACUGCUUCUCAUCCAACAUUCUCUUCCUUAUUCCUUUUUCUUUAAGAAGAAAAAUUCACAGAAGCCAAUAAAUCAAUCUCCUAAUGAGUUCCAAGAGACGAUGGAGAUUCUGCCUCCCAACAGUAUUCUCCAUCAUCUUCCUCACCCAUCUUCCUUUGAAACUCAACUCCCAUGGUUACUUUUUGAUCCUCAUCUCUCUGUUUCUCUAUUAAAAAAUUUUAAAGUGUUUUUUUGUUUGGAUUUUGACUAUUCAUUUUCUGCAGAGACUGCAGAAGUCUUUGAUUCUUCUCAAGACAAUUUAAUGAUCCAGAUCAGAGUUAAUCGGAACCGUCGCAUCCUGAUUGAUACACCUCUUCCUGGCAAAGAUCCUGCCCUGAAUGCCUCCCCACCAUCUCCUGACUUCUCAACCUUCAAAGAACCACUGCUGCCUCCGCCAUCACCAGAAGGCAACAAAACCCCGAGCCCUCCUCAAAGUGGUGUGCCAGCACAAACACCAGAGACCCCACCUGAUAUUACUCCCCUGCCUGUGCCUCCGGCUCCACCUACGUCUCAGUCUCACUCUCCUCUUCCAGGAACUAAAAAGAAGUCUACCAAGGUUUAUAUGAUCGUCGGCAUAGUCGCUGGCGUAUUCAUAAUCUCGGGGAUAUUAAUCAUCUUCUUUCUUAUCUUCACUCGAAAGAUUCCAAUCAAGCCUUGGACCAACAGUGGCCAGCUUCAAGAUGCUCUUCUCACAGCAGAUGUUCCGAGACUGCAGCUAUCUGAGCUACAAGCAGCCUGCGAAGAUUUCAGUAACGUCAUUGGCUCUUUCUCAGACGGCGCCAUUUAUAAAGGAACUUUGUCCACUGGUGCUGAAAUCGCCGUUGUGUCUGCCUCUGCUGGUUCUCGUGCAGCCUGGUCCACCGCCAUGGAAACACAGUUGCUACAAAAGAUGCAUAAGUUAUCCAAAGUGGAUCACAAGAAUUUUUUGAAUGUGAUCGGUUACUGCCAUGAGGAAGAGCCCUUCAGCAGGAUGCUGGUUUUCGAAUACGCUCCUAAUGGAUGCCUCUCCGAGCAUCUGCACUCUCAACAUGCGGAGCACUUGGACUGGCCUACCAGACUCAGAAUCGUCAUGGGAAUAGCUUACUGUCUAGAGCACAUGCACAAUCUCAACCCACCCAUCUUGCACAGCAAUUUCGACUCGUCUUCCGUCUAUUUGACUGAAGACAACGCCGCCAAAGUCUCCGACUUUUCUGUCAUCAAUUCCAUCUUUCCCUCUCAGGAAGGUUCCUCGAGCAAGAAUCUUCUAGAACCCUCAUUACUUGAUCCCCAGACCAAUGUAUUACACUUUGGUGCUGUUGUGUUCGAAAUCGUAAGUGGGAAGUUACCUGACCCUGAUUCUUUGUUUCUCGAACCCAAGCCCGCAAGAGAUAUUGUGGACCCGACCCUGAAAACCUUUCAGGAAGAUAUUGUUGAGAGACUGUUGGAGGUGGUUAGGCAUUGUAUGAAUCCAUACCCAGCUCAGCGACCAACAAUGAGAGAGGUCGUGGUGAAGUUGAGAGAGAUAACUGGAAUAGAAGCUGUCGCAGCAAUGCCUAGGCUGUCUCCACGAUGGUGGACGGAGCUAGAGAUCAUAUCCACAGAAGGAAACUAAUUAAAGAGAAUGAAGCCGUCCUUUCAGGUGUCCCCUGUAUAUAUGUAUACACAAAUGACACUGUGAAGUGAUGAUCAUCUUUUUCUUCCUCUGCGUUAAAAGACUAAAUACUGUAUAUGCUAAAUAACUAAAAAGUUGGCUUUGCAUAGAAACCAUUGGUAAGGUUAAUAAAUAGCAGUUUCUUUACA
Molecule: messenger RNA, 1915 nt
Organism: Capsella rubella
Lineage: Eukaryota; Viridiplantae; Streptophyta; Magnoliopsida; Brassicales; Brassicaceae
Product: probable inactive receptor-like protein kinase At3g56050
Exons: 4
Coding region: 198-1727 (509 amino acids)
Biological process (GO): protein phosphorylation
Molecular function (GO): protein kinase activity; ATP binding
Source: RefSeq, a predicted model, not a curated record